Molecule: messenger RNA, 820 nt
Organism: Bactrocera dorsalis (oriental fruit fly)
Lineage: Eukaryota; Metazoa; Arthropoda; Insecta; Diptera; Tephritidae
Exons: 1
Coding region: 322-750 (142 amino acids)
Source: RefSeq, a predicted model, not a curated record
UGUUGUUUUAGUGGAUUUCAUUUGCAGAACAAAUGUGUUGUUUUUAGAAAAUUACGGUUUAUUCGAGUAUUCGCCGUGCCUACGAACGGACGACAAUCGUGAAAGCAACGCGAAGUUAAAAAAGUAAACUUAUUGAAUACAAGUAUAACAAAAGUGCCAGCGAACGUCGCUGCUAAUAAAGCAACAAAUAAAUAUAAUAAUUAAAAUCAAUAAAAACAACAACAAAAUUAAUCAAUAAAUAAUAAUAAAGUGCUAAUCGCAGCUAAUAAACUAAAUAUAAUAGCAAAGGGAGACGUAGAAAGAGGGAGCGUGCGCGAAAUCAUGUCGGACGACAGCUUGGAGGAUGGUGGUUUGAACAGCGCCACUUCAAGUCCGGAAAAGCGUCGCUCGACGGUACCCGAUAUUUUACCACAUCAACGCAGUUUCGAGCAGCGCUAUAGUCACAUGAUACAUAAGCAAAUACUGGAGACGGGCGUGAAUAAGGAGGCGCUGCAGCGGCAAAUCAAUGCAUAUUUCUCAUGUGGUGGCGCUGGUAGCAGUGGUGGGGGUGGUGCCAGAAAUCGACAGAGCUCCUUGCAGGAAGAUAUGAAUGAAAAUGUGGCAGAAGCUGCCGCUGAAGGCGAGAGUCAGGUGCAGGAACCGCAGCGUCGUGUGCAGCGUACAGGGGAGGAGGGUAGAAGGACGUUGGACAAAGCAGAAACUGUGGAUAUAGCUGAGUUGCAAGGCGCGAAAGUCGCUAGUGAUUUGUAAAACGGCUUUGUGGAGUUAUUUUUUUAUGUUGCAGAUAGGGUGAACCAUUUGUGUUUUUAAUGAAAAUAAG